Messenger RNA from Olea europaea var. sylvestris, 1431 nucleotides. RefSeq names its product mitochondrial arginine transporter BAC2-like. Gene Ontology annotation, biological process: transmembrane transport. The transcript has 2 exons. Lineage: Eukaryota; Viridiplantae; Streptophyta; Magnoliopsida; Lamiales; Oleaceae. Gene Ontology annotation, molecular function: transmembrane transporter activity. The coding region runs from base 117 to 1244 and encodes 375 amino acids. The record is from RefSeq and is a predicted model, not a curated record.
GUGUUUAAUGAAAUUACUCUCAUUAAUGUAUUUUGACCAUACAAAAAGCAAAAACCAAAUUACCAGAGUCCCUGAAUAUAAGCAGAUAUCUGUAUUGGGAACUCAUUUAUGCUUGAAUGUGUAUGGAAAAGGGGCCUCAAAAUUUUAGUUUAAAAGUUGAAUUCUUUAUCAAACAGGUAUCAACCGAGAGAUUCUAUUCUAUAUACAGAUAUUCAAGAAAAGAAAAGACUGCUUUAUUUGGUAGAAAGUUGGGAAGAAGAGUUAGUAUUUGCUGGACUGGGAAUUGGAGAGAGAAGCUAAAAAUGGAAUUCUGGCCGGAGUUUUUAGCAAGCAGUUGGGGUAAAGAGUUUGUGGCCGGAGGACUUGGUGGCACCGCCGGUAUCGUAGCCGGUUAUCCUCUUGAUACACUUAGAAUCCGGCAACAGAAUUCAAGAACUGGUUCCGCCUUUAGUAUCCUCCGCCGUGUUGUCACCAGAGAGGGGCCUUGCGCCCUCUACCGGGGCAUGGGAGCCCCUUUGGCCUCUGUCUUUUUCCAGAAUGCCAUGGCCUUCCAGACUUACGCUAUAUUGUCACGAGCGUUUAGUACAAACAGUACAGGAGUCGAGCCGCCCUCAUACAACGGGAUUGCUCUAGGAGGAAUUGGAACAGGUGCUAUACAAAGCCUACUUCUUAGCCCUGUUGAGCUGGUUAAAAUUCGUCUACAGUUGCAAGGGAAAACGAACCAGAACGAGAACAAAAAUCAAUCCGGCAGUGAGAAAGGUCCACUACACGUCGCCAGAAACAUAAUAAGAACAGAAGGUUGGAGAGGAAUUUACCGGGGUUUAACCAUCACUGUGCUUAGGGAUGCACCAGCUCACGGCGUAUACUUCUGGACAUAUGAGUAUAUGAGAGAGCAACUUCAUCCUGGAUGCCGAAAGAGUGGCGAGGAGACCUUCAGAACAAUGCUUUUGGCAGGAGGUCUAGCUGGAGUUGCUAGUUGGAUUUUCUGUUAUCCUCUAGACGUAAUGAAAACAAGAAUUCAAGCGCAACCAGAAUCCUCCCCGGCAAAAUACAAAGGAAUUGCCGACUGCUUCACGAGAAGUGUGAAAGAAGAGGGAUAUAGUGUGCUCUGGCGAGGUUUGGGAACUGCAGUCGCUAGAGCCUUCCUCGUGAAUGGUGCUAUCUUUACUGGCUACGAGACAGCGCUCAGGUGCAUAUUUCACAAUAACAAUCACGCAGCUAUGCAAACAGAAAAUUCAAUCUAAAUUGAAUCCUGUUGUAGUCAAAGAGCAUCAUCUUAACUGCGCAGGAAGUCAUCUUGGCAUUCUAUUUAGCGAAAUGGGUCAACAUUGAGUCCCAAUUUUAAUGGAAUCCGUACUUUAAUUUUAACGGGACCAAAUAUAUAUUCACGUUGUACUUCACAAGGUGAUUAAUAUAAUAUAUUUAAUUUUC